Molecule: messenger RNA, 1898 nt
Organism: Chara braunii
Lineage: Eukaryota; Viridiplantae; Streptophyta; Charophyceae; Charales; Characeae
Source: the annotation of a GenBank genome assembly
CGCGACCCUAUCGUCACCAGAAGCAGAGCGGUUAACCGACGAACAACCAAUAUGGCGGCCAACGUGCAAAUUCCGGCUCCGCAACAAAAUGCUAACCAACCUGCCCCACGUGCACGAGCUCCCAUGUUGCCACCAGAUCUCUAUCUAUUUGAUCCGGCGCACCAUCUCGUAGGAGCAUGGUUGGCCACGCUUAGAGCACAGCAGUACGAUGAUCACGAAGCACAGAUCAACAUUCCGGCUCGAAUGGGAGGAGACGCUCAUCAUUGGUACAAUACCUAUGUAUGGGUGGAUCUUCCGACCUUCGAACGGGAUUUCAUGAACCGAUUUGAUUAUGUUCACCCUGAACAGGCAUUGUACAUGAUCAAGGACCGAGUGCAAAAACCGCUCGAAUCCGUUGCGGAAUAUCGAAACCGGUUCUACAGGAUGUUCGUAAAAACUGAGCGAGGUGAGCAAGUAGGGAGAGAUCUGUUCAUUGACGGACUCCGCAGUCGAACAAUAAGGACUAAGUUGCGAAAGCAGUUUUCCCCCAUCACUCGUACGCUACAGCAAAUUAUGGCUGCCGCGGAAGAAAUGGAACGGAAGUUCGUCGCGAACUUCCUGGAAGGAGAAGACUACCCUAGAGACGGAGAUUUGACCGAGCUCGUACGAGCAAGAGCAGAACUGAGUGCUUUGCAGAACAAAUUUGAAAACAUGGGAUUUUGGGUUCGGUGUCCGAUGGGGAUUUGCAAUGCGCCUGCCACGUUUCAGCGAGCGAUGAACAUGACGUUCCAGAACUUCGUCAACAAGACACGGCUAACGCAGGGAAUGAUUAACUUUUGCGUGAUCGUGUACAUGGACGACAUCCUGGUCUAUUCGGAGAUCUAUCACGGACACGCGCAACACAUCGAAUGGACAUCGAGUGCAUUAAGAGACGCUGGGUUCAAGAUUGCGCUUGUUAAGAGCGAAUUUUUCCUCUCGGAAAUUUCGUUCUUAAGCUAUAUCGUGACACGUGGAGGAUUGCGGCCAGACUCGAGAAAAGUCGCGGCGGUGAAGGAAGCUCCGGUUCCCACGUCACUGACGCAGGCCUGGCGCACCAACGUGGAGGGAGAACUCCUCGUGUUCUUAUUCGGGACAGUACGGCCCGGUCAUCAGGAACUAAUCACGCAAGAGCUCACGAUCCCGGUAGCGCAGCUGGCGGACGAUCUCCCUCUUGACGUCAUCUCGCAAGACGACGAGCAUCCAGUUCCCCAUGUUCUUUCUCGCACCUUGACACCUCAUCUUCAGUGGUCGGCUUGCGUAGAAGGAGUCGCGGAACAAAUCCCGCCGUCGCAUCGACAACAUUUGGAUCCCCGGGCGAUUCGCGACCCUGCCUUCUUCAGGCAGCCUACGGCGGAACAGUUUGCUGCCUUUCGGGAAGAAGAGGAGGAGGAGGAGAGUACCGAGAGCGACAAAAACGGAGGCGGGCUGGAAGAAAGCGGAGGUAGCGAAGAAGUAUCCGGAGAAAACGAAAACCCCGAAGAAGGAAGUUAUAGCGAGCACAGUGAGGGGGAACAAAGCGAAGAAAAAGAAGAGGACGAGGAGGAAGAUGAAGGGCACGAAGAAGAAUCUGCCGGAUCAGAGUGGGAAGCCGUGCCGGAAGAAGCGCUGCGCACAGGUACAGAAGCAGAGGACCCCGAGGCAGCCCGUAAAAGAGAGGAGAUCGCGGCCAGGAAGACGGAGUUAGAACUCGCAGGCGCGGCGAGUCUGCAGAUCUGCGACGACCCGAACCGAGAUCCGGAGCCGCCCCAACCUGAAGAUGGCAACAUCGAGGCCACGACUCCGGCCCCAUCGGCACGGCGAUGAAGCCGAUCCCCUUCCUCCCCAACCCGUCCCCCAGUUCGCAGACGUACCGAUACGGGCGAUCGGCCUUUGUCCCCGAU